UCCUCCUCCUCGCCCUUCUGGGAGUGUGUUUGUGUUUGACAAAGAAAUUAUUGGCGCUCCCCCCCCCCUCGCCACCCCGUCUCAUAAAAAAAGGAAACGGAAUAGCAGUUUUGACAUAUGGAUGUGAUUUUUCGGCUCUGGGACAGAUGUGCUCACACAAGACAAACAGCCACCGGGAUCUGAGCUUUUUUUUUUUUCCUGCACUGGGGGAGUCGAGCCCUCUUCUUCACAGGGACCUCUCUGCUCUCCCCCCUCCUUCCGGGCCGCGCUUCUGCAACAGCUUAGACUUUCAGCCAUGAGAAAGCGGGGCAAAGGUUUGGGUUUCCUCACCUUCUGCCUUUCCGGCUAACCCCAUCAGCCAGCGGGGAAGUGGGCAGAAGAGCAACGACAGGCGCCCAUCUCUGGUUGAUCCUUCGCCAGCCUGCUGAGGAACCCUUGGAUGUUGCACGAAGCCUCUCUUGGCUAUGGGAUCCUCUCUGGUCUAUCAAAGCCUCGGACUGAUCCUUUGCUGCUCCCUUGUUAGUUCUGCUGACAUUCGGGACGAUCCCGAUGACGUUUUGACGAAGGAGGAACAGAUCUUCCUGCUGCGAAAAGCCAAGGCCAAGUGUGAGCGCCAUUUGAAAGCCAAAGGACCCCGAGUGCAUGAUGGCUUCUGCGUGCCUGAGUGGGAUAACCUCAUCUGUUGGCCUGAAGGCGUCCCUGGCAAGCUGGUGGCUAUGCCCUGUCCAGAGUACAUCUAUGACUUCAACCAUGAAGGCCAUGCCUAUCGGCAGUGUGACAUGAAUGGCAGCUGGGCGUUGGUGCCCAGCAGCAAUCUCACCUGGGCCAACUACAGUGAGUGUGCCAAGUUCCUUGACACCAACAGAACGGACAGGGAAGUCUUCGACAGACUCUAUUUGAUUUACACUGUUGGCUAUUCCAUCUCGUUGGGUUCCUUGACUAUUGCAGUCCUUAUCCUUGGCUACUUCAGGCGCCUCCACUGCACGCGGAAUUAUAUCCAUAUGCACCUGUUUGUCUCCUUCAUGCUUCGAGCCAUCAGCAUCUUUGUGAAGGAUGCAGUCCUCUACUCUGGCUCAGCCCUGGAGGAGAUGGAGCGCAUUUCCGAAGAAGACUUGAAGUCAGUCACUGAGGCACCUUUGACGGACAAGUCUCCUUUUGUGGGCUGCAAGAUCGUCGUUAUCUUGUUCCUUUACUUCCUGGCCACCAACUACUACUGGAUCUUGGUGGAAGGCCUCUACCUCCACAGCCUGAUCUUCAUGGCGUUUUUCUCAGAGAAGAAGUACCUUUGGGGGUUCACGUUAUUCGGCUGGGGACUCCCGGUGGUCUUUGUCACAAUCUGGGCUACCUUAAGGGCCACAUUAGCAGACACCGAAUGCUGGGAUUUAAGCGCCGGCUAUUUCAAAUGGUUUAUUCAAGUGCCAAUACUAAUAACUGUGAUGGCAAACUUUAUUCUUUUUAUCAAAAUUAUCAGAGUUCUCGCAACGAAACUCCGAGAAACAAAUGCUGGGAGAUGUGAUACAAGACAACAAUACAGGAAGCUGCUGAAAUCAACCCUGGUCCUUAUGCCUUUGUUUGGAGUUCAUUAUAUAGUUUUUAUGGCCGUGCCAUACACAGAAGUGUCAGGGAUCCUCUGGCAAAUUCAGAUGCACUAUGAAAUACUCUUCAACUCUUUCCAGGGAUUUUUUGUGGCUAUCAUCUAUUGCUUUUGCAACGGGGAGGUCCAAGCCGAAAUCAAGAAGUCAUGGAGCAGAUGGACGUUAGCGCUUGACUUUAAAAGGAAGGCCCGCAGCGGGAGCACCACCUACAGCUAUGGGCCAAUGGUAUCCCACACCAGUGUCACUAACGUAACCCCAAGAGGGGGGAUCGCCCUUCAUCUCAACACGAAACUCAUUCCAGGAGCCCUCAACGGACACCGGAAUUUGCCAGGAUAUGUCAAAAAUGGCUCCAUUUCAGAGAACUCCAUGCCUUCUUCUGUGCCAGAACAGUAUAAUAAAGAGGAGGAGUACCUCAAUGGCUCAGGACUCUUCAAUGGAGACAGGCCGACGGUACUCGUCGAGGAAGAAAAGGAGACCGUAAUGUAAAUUUUCAAAAAAAGGAGGAAAUGGUUAACUAUUCAAAUGAGGAGUUCCCAGAAAGCACCGAGUGUUCCGAAGAAUACCCAGUUAAAUCAGUGGAUGCCGAGGGACUGUGGACCUUUUUUCUGGAACAAGAAGUCAAAAGUUCUCUGGGAAAUGUAGGCUGUCUGUCUGAUCACAGACUCUUUGCUCCAUGGUCUGCUCUCCCAUGGGAUUAAUGAAGGUUAGAGAUCUCUACCAGCAGGGUUUGUCAUGCUGUUGGAAAAUGAAGGAGAUACUUCUAGUUUACAAAGACUUACCAGUGGUUCUCUAAAGUUUAUGUGUGACUUCGAAGCAAUGGGAAUUGGCCAUGUGUCAGGACUUGGUGCAAAGAAAGCAAAGGGUAGAGCACCGUGUCCUUGGGCGGUACAAACUGUCCCAAGGCAUUCACGGGCCUUGCCAAGCUUGGGUGUUCCUGUUAUUGUAAUCAAAUUGAUUUUGCCAUGUGGUGUAUCCACUCAGAAUGGGCUGGGGCCACUGGAUCCUGCUGGCCAGUUGUCGCUAACUGGCAUAGGUUUCUGUGGUGGGGCUGAAUUUUUGUUCCCUCUUUGAUUCAUAUCCAGUUCUCUCAAGACUCAGCUGUAUGUUUCUACAGGAAUCUGAAAACUUCUUCCAUCUAAAUAGCAUGUUCUUUAUGGCAACUCGCUUUAAUAACUACCAAAUGGGAACCAAGUGGGCCCUUGGUCCAAGUCGAGUCUCAAUGUGAGAAAGGAGCAAGCACAGUUACGGGAAAGUCACUUAGCAGGUUGGCCCAAACGUCAUGUCUGUAUCAUUCUUCCAUCUUCUAGGGGUGCGACUGCACUACAAAAUUAAUUUGGUUGCACACCAGUUUAAGUUUCAUAGCUUCUCUUCCCCCAAAGAACCCUCGAAAUAGUCAUUUGGUAACCUUGCCGAGGAUUCUCAGUUGGAGACCUCAUGCCCUCUGAUAGAACUACAGUUCCCAGGAUUCCUCGGAGAGAAAGAAUGACUUGUAGCAGUUUAAGUCGGCAGUGUAGACACACACUAAAAGUGAGUGGGAGAAGUAGAAUUGGAAGGGUCCACUGGGUGUUGGUAUGUUUUAAUAUAAAUGCUAUAUGGAGUUCAAGUCAUUUGUAACGCUUGCAGGACUUGUCCACCUUGUAGAUGAGGUGGAACUGCAGUAAAUUUCCAAAUGUCUCUGAUGUCCAGAUGCUAGACUGUGUAUAUUCCAUAAUGGGUAAAUGAGACCCAGUGUUGAAGAGGAUUAGCUGGAGCCAACUAUAACAGGAGGUGAGGAUGUAUGGAGCGGACCAGGGGUGUUAGGCACAAUGAACUGUCCAAUUUGCCCAAAUAAUUUAUCUUGGCCCUUCCCACCUACCCCAAAACCACAAUUCUGAAUAGUCUACCUCUCCUACCAUUUCACCUUUGAAGACCUGUUCACAAGAACAUUUUGAACAUGGUGAUCGGUAGCAAGAUGGCCAAUGCUGGUGUCUUUGAAAUGUUCUGAGGGUCCCCCUUUCAGCCCCUCACAGCCUGCAGAAAUCAUGGCAGGAGCGACCUAAGUGAUAGCAAUCCACUGAAAAUACGGCUGAGUAGAUCAUCUUGCGAACUGCUUUCUGCAUUGGGAGAUGAUAAGCCCUGAAGGUGCACAGGACUUGGUGAGUUACAGCCCGAUGCUAACUGUGUUGACCCAGGUUAGGAUGCCGUGGCUGCAAUCCUGAGAACCCUUGCCUGGGAGUAAUAAAACGGGACUUCCUUUAGAGUAGACCUGAUUAGGAUUGCAGUCUUAGCAUGGAUCCCUAUGGGGAAUAUCUACAUUAUAUUGGCUUUAUACCACUUUAAGUGUCCUGACUCGUUGCAAAGAAUCCUUGGAAUUAUAGUUUGGUGAGGAGAAUCUCAGAGCCAAGCUACAAGUGACGCCUGACACAGGUUGGA
Molecule: messenger RNA, 4007 nt
Organism: Eublepharis macularius
Lineage: Eukaryota; Metazoa; Chordata; Lepidosauria; Squamata; Eublepharidae
Gene: PTH1R
Product: parathyroid hormone 1 receptor
Exons: 13
Coding region: 465-2081 (538 amino acids)
Biological process (GO): intracellular calcium ion homeostasis; cell surface receptor signaling pathway; adenylate cyclase-activating G protein-coupled receptor signaling pathway
Cellular component (GO): plasma membrane
Molecular function (GO): peptide hormone binding; G protein-coupled peptide receptor activity; parathyroid hormone receptor activity
Source: RefSeq, a predicted model, not a curated record